CCAUCUGACAACACAAACAAUCAAAGUGUACUCACUACGAUUUAGAUUCCCUCAAAAUAAAAAAUAAAAAAAAGAAAGCCCAACCCCCAUUUCUAGGUUCUAUAAAUCUCAACUCUUUUCCCUCUUUAAACCCUUCAUUAUUCACUCUUUUUCAUCACCCCAUAAUACAAAUAUCCCUUUUUUUUUUCCUCCUUAAACCACAAUUUCUUCUCUCACUUUUUGAUCUUUUUUGUCACAUUCUCAUGGCUGAAUUCGAAGAGUACCAAGAAUCCGAGGUUAUUUUCUCCGACGACGACAACAACAACGAAGGCACCCACUUUGAUUUCCAAGACAUGAUUGUGUCCCUCAAGUCCUCAUCCAAUUCCAAGAUUAAGAAGAAGAAAAGGGUGGCGAAUUCGGUGCCGCUCAAUAUACCGGAUAGCGUAUUCCGCUUCGCAGAUAAGCGUGACGUCGACCGGGAUUGGGACGACGAGGAGGACGGCAACGACGACGGUGAAUUGGUGCCGCCGCACGUGAUCGUGGGGCGGCGGAUGGCGGGCGGAAAGAUGGCGUACUCGGUGUGUACAGGCAAUGGGAGGACCCUCAAGGGACGGGAUUUGAGCCAAGUUCGGAAUUCCAUUCUUAGGAUGACUGGCUUCUUGGAAACAUGACACCCCCAAAAAAAAAUUCAAAAGUAUAUGAUAUGAUAUGAUCCUCGCAAGAAUUAUUAGAAAAAAUUGUUGCAUCAAUAUUGUUAAUUAUUAUUAGAUGAGAAAUGAAGACAAUACAAAGGAAAAAUGAGGGAUGGUAAAAAGUGUUAUUACGUCCCUUAUUGUUAGUCAUUUUUUCAUCUUCUUUUUUUUGAAUAAUUGAAUUGGGAUUGAUUAGGAAGUGAAUUA
Molecule: messenger RNA, 878 nt
Organism: Morus notabilis
Lineage: Eukaryota; Viridiplantae; Streptophyta; Magnoliopsida; Rosales; Moraceae
Exons: 1
Coding region: 243-650 (135 amino acids)
Source: RefSeq, a predicted model, not a curated record